AUGAGCACUACCACCACCCGUCUAGCCCACUCUCUUCGUGCAGGAACAUUCAGACCUGCCAAUCGCUCAGUUCCAUCAUACAGCUCUACGCUCUUUCAUCGCACCAAUGCAUCCGGUCCGUCAAACUUAAGAUUCUCUCGUGCCGAUUUGCCCGCCUUUGCCCGACCAUUCCAUGCAUCACACACGGCGCAUGAGUUUCACUUUGACACUCACCACUUCGUGCAGCGGCUCGAGCGCGAGGGGCUCAACCGUGCACAAGCGGAAGGCAUAAUGGAUGCCAUGGCGGAGGUCAUCGACGAGAGUAUACGGAACAUGACGAGCAAUAUGGUCACGAAAGCAGAGCAGGAGAAGCAUCAAUACACCCAACAAGUCGAUUUCGCACAGCUGAAAUCUGAGCUGCAGCUUAUCGAGAAGAACGACCUCGCUUCUUUGAAGUCUGAUAAUGACCGCUUGGUUGCGGAUAUGCAGAAGCUGAAGCAGCGAUUACGUGAGGAGAUCACGCGUACGCAGGCUGGCGUUCGACUGGAUCUUAAUUUGGAGAAGGGACGGAUGCGGGAUGAGAGCAGUGGGCAGGAGCUUAAGAUCAAGGAGGUGGACACGAGAAUCGAACAGGAGAUUGCGAACUUGAGGACAACGAUCCAGCAAUCGAAGGCGACGACGUUGCAGUAUCUUGUUGGAUUUGUGACUGGUUGUUCUGCGCUUCUAAUGGCUUACCUGAGAUUCAGAGUAUAA
Messenger RNA from Suillus subaureus, 732 nucleotides. RefSeq lists its product as uncharacterized. The coding region runs from base 1 to 732 and encodes 243 amino acids. Gene Ontology annotation, cellular component: mitochondrion. The record is from RefSeq and is a predicted model, not a curated record. The transcript is spliced from 4 exons. NCBI's taxonomy places the organism in Eukaryota, Fungi, Basidiomycota, Agaricomycetes, Boletales, Suillaceae.